Oikopleura dioica is the source of this 819-nucleotide messenger RNA. Lineage: Eukaryota; Metazoa; Chordata; Appendicularia; Copelata; Oikopleuridae. The record is from the annotation of a GenBank genome assembly.
AUGAGCGAAGCUACGGCCGAGGCAAAAACCGCCAGUGGUGAUGCACCGGUUUGCUCAAACGAGCCCCAGAAGCCAACUGCCGUCGACGAACUCGCUGAUGCCCUCAAAGUCACGAAAAUCACCCCUGCCGCUGAAAACGCCCAGCAAGAGGUCCCCGAAAAGGCUGAAGAAGGAUCUACUGCUGCUCCUGAAGCUGAAGCCAAGCCCAAACGCGAGCGCGUUUACAAGAAAAAACACAUCCUCACCCGAGGAGUGACCGGUAAAGUAAAAUGGUUCAACGUUUCCAGAGGAUUUGGAUUCAUUGAACGCGACGAUGAAGGAGCCGAUGUCUUUCUCCACCAAUCCGGCGUUGUCGGAUCUGGCCGCCGACACCGCUUCAGCUUGUUCCUCAAAGGCGGCGAGGAAGUUGAAUUCGAUGUUGCAGAAGGAAAGAAAGGGCCCGAAGCAAUUGCAGUUUCUUCCCCUGGUGGAUUGGAGCUCGCUCCUUUCAAUCCCCGAUUCCGACGAGGUACCCGACGAGAGCCAAAUAAUCGCAAGAAAGAUGGCGAAGGAGAAGAACUUACUUCCUCUGAAGAGGAGAAAACUCCUCGGGAGCCACGUGACUCCAACAACAACGAACGUCGAGAGCGACCAGAGCGCCGCCGACGAAAGUUUGACAAGCGAGCUCGAAAUCCCCGAAAGGGAGGAAAGAACGAGCGCAAAACCGAAGGUGCUAAAAAGGAAGAAGAAGCUCACGCUCCCACUACUGAAAAGGUUCAAGCUGCCCCAGCCGUUCCUAACGCUCACCUUCAAGCUCCUGAACUCAUCUCUGUCGAGUAG